Ogataea philodendri is the source of this 4404-nucleotide messenger RNA. RefSeq lists its product as uncharacterized. Gene Ontology annotation, molecular function: alpha-1,2-mannosyltransferase activity. The record is from RefSeq and is a predicted model, not a curated record. Bases 1 to 4404 code for a protein of 1467 amino acids. Gene Ontology annotation, cellular component: Golgi apparatus. Gene Ontology annotation, biological process: mannan biosynthetic process. Lineage: Eukaryota; Fungi; Ascomycota; Pichiomycetes; Pichiales; Pichiaceae. The transcript is spliced from 7 exons.
AUGUGGAACACCAAGUCUUUCAUUAAUGGAAAUGCUGUUGUUGUUAAUGACAACGUUGUCAAGGCUUCGGGUUCCAAGAAAACCGCUAAGGACCUGCUUGCAUCAAAAAAGAAAACACACGAAAAACUCUACGACAAUCUGAGCGACGAGGAUCGAGAAAAGAUGAGACUCAUCAAUCAGCCGUCCAAGGAUGAUCCAAUGGGACUCAAGUUGGCACUGGGGGUCAAUUUUUACAAGUCUGUUUUUGAAGUUCUUGAAAAGGGAAAGCCCAAGGUCGCUCCAUUAACUAAUUACAAGUCUACAGACAGAAUCUACCACGCGGGUUACGAGGUCAUUGGCGAAGGUCCAGCCUUGUCCAAAGAGUAUCUUUCCGGAUUUCUGCAAUUGUCCAAGAGCGAGAUCGACUCCAUGAAGAAGAGCCACGGCUACGUUGUUCGAAAUCUCCCAGACACGUAUCCGGCCGGGUUUUACUCCGGUAACGGUGUUGUCUAUGUUGGUGGAGGCAAGUUCAACUGGCUAGCUCUGCUUUCCAUCAAAACGUUGAGAUCUGUUGGGUCCAAACUCCCUGUCGAGGUGCUCAUUCCUAAACUCGACGAGUACGAGAUCGAUCUCUGCUCCACCAUAUUCCCUGCUUUGGACGCACGAUGCAUCUAUAUGCCGAAACAGCUGGGUGACGAGAUCUCUAGCAGGUUUUCGUUCUUUGGCUACCAGUACAAGGCGCUCGCGUUGAUGCUUUCCAGCUUUGAGAACGUGCUGUUGCUGGAUGCCGAUAAUACUCCCUUGCAUGCUCCAGACAACCUGUUCGAGACCGAGCCAUUCAUCAGCACGGGGAUGGUGAUCUGGCCAGACUACUGGAAACGGUCAACGUCCCCUGCGUUCUACGACAUCGUCAACAUCGAAAUCGACGAAAGCCACAGACUCAGCAAAGGGUUCCAGGAAUACGGCCGUCAUGUGAUCCCAAAUUCGCCUCCUCACCAGGCACCUCCUUUGCACCAGCUCCGUGGUGCCAUCCCAGAUCCGUCUAGCGAGUCGGGACAACUAAUGAUCUCCAAGAAGACACACACCAGAGUGAUGCUUUUGUCAUUGUACUACAACAUGUACGGACCAAAUCAUUACUAUCCACUGCUGUCGCAAGGAUCAGAUGGUGAAGGUGACAAGGAGACGUUCAUUGCUGCUGCACAUGUUCUGAAGAAACCGUUCUAUCAGGUGAAGAAAAUAAUCAAGAGUAUUGGCCGGUGGGUCGACUUCCAGUUCACAGGAAGUGCUAUGGGCCAGUUCAACUCGCACGACGACUACGAGCUCUACAAAAAGUACGAAGACUCGGACGAACAGGUGUACGACAUUCCAAACCUGCUGUUCUUGCACUCCAACUUCCCGAAACUGGACCCGUGGUCUUUGAAAGAAGAUGAGGUCACAUACAACCCGGCCACCGGGAAAAGAGACAGACUCUACGGAACAGGCUACUUGGACGCACUCGGGUUUGAUUUCGAGCUUGUUCAAUGGGAAAACAUGAAGUUUUUCAUUUGCGAUUUGAAAUUACAUCCAAAACUCUUUGCUGACCGCGAUAUUGAUCACGAGGAGUUGUGCACCGAGAUCAAGGAACACCUCGUUAAACUUGAUAUUCGACUGGCUCACCGUCUUGUAGAAAUCGUAGAACCCGAGUUUUAUUGGGACCUUGGUGGUCAAGCCCUGGAACUUCUGAGGUGGCUGGUACGCCUGGCUUUGAGCCUGUUCCUGGUACAUCUGGAUAAAGCUCUUGUAUCCACCCACGCGCAAAGAGUAGAUGGUAUCGCCAUGUGGCCCGAUGUGCGGUCUGUAGUCGAUAUCGAACUUGGUUUGGAAAUUGCGGUUGUUUCUGUAGAACUUGUUGGAAGUGUACGUGAUCAGGUCCUUGUCCUGUUGGGUCAGAACCUUCAAGUGAGACCGAUACCCGUUCAACAACAUCGACUUGCUGUUCACCUUUGGUGGCAUCCGGUACUCAACCGCAAGAUAGGUGGAGUUCGGGAUAUCUGUGAAAACGUCGCUGGUGACUCCCAGGUCAAACUUGAUCACCGACUUGGGGUCAAACUUCUCUGUCGUGAACACUUUUCCGGCCAGACCUGUCUUCCCAGCAUGAACGUACGCCUCCUCCUUGGACUGCGUCUCGUACAGUUUCAAGAACUGCUCGUAGAAUUUGUUCUUGCGUCCCAGGAAAAGCACCUCGUUUCUGUUGGUGUUCCGUUCGGUCUCGUACUCCGUCAACGAGGAGUAUUUCUCACGCACAGUUUUCAGCAACCGGUUCUCGUCGAUGAACGGCAGCAAACAAAUUCCCUGCCAGGCCAUCUUGGCUCCGUUCAUGUCGAUCUUGAAAUCGGUAGGUCGGAAUUAAACGCAGCAGACGCUGGCCGUUUCUUCUCGGAAACGUCAAUCGGCUCUUCUGUCUCGGUUUCUUUGACAACGCUAACAGCACUAGCAUUACCGUUGGUUUCAGUGUUGUUGAACAGGGCCUGUUUCAAAAUAUCUGCCACGUUCUUGUUUGCCGCAUUGGCCUUGGAAAUGGUGCUGAUAUUCUGGACGAUUUCGCUGUUGCUCAUCUUCAAUCCACCGGCAGUCUGGCCAGUGGUCAGAUUCGUCAACGUCAUGUUUUGGGAAGGCAUUAUUGGUGCCUUUUCCUUACCCUUUCCGUGGGAUAUUCAGCUCCACUUCGAGGUACUCACGCAAAACACCCACAUGAAGCCACAAGAACGGUUUCUUCUGGUCGGCAGCCUUGAGCCGUUCCUUGGUAUCCUCACUCAUGUUCACCUGGUCGGAGAUUCGAAGCUGUCGCUGGGCCUGGUCUUUCGCAAAAACAUCUUCACGAAGCACACGGAAAUGCGGCUCGUGAGUAGCGAGACCCAAGAAAAUCAAAUCGGCGUCCAAUCCGUAAAUACAAUGGGUGGUGUUUGGGUUGUAUUCCGGGUCAGAUCUCUGAGAUCUGAUGAAAUUCAUGAUCUUGUGCUCGCCUUCUCCAGGAACAGUGGCAUCGCUGAUUAUAACCUGCAAGCCAGCCCAUCCAGGAUCCGUGGACAAUUUGUAGGCCACCCAGUAGCGCAAAGACCGUGCAAGAAUAUCCAUGAACGGAGUGCCAGGAACCACGCCCAUGCCAAAUUGAACGCUGUCCAGUCUGUAUUCCAAAACAAAAACCAUGAGGGCUUUGAUUGGUCCAGCACUCUGCAGACGUUCAACAAGUACCCAUUAGUGACGUUCAAACGACUACAAAGAAGACCUGUUCCUCCUAUCCACGUGAAAAUGCUUUCCUCCGAUUUUAUAGAAGACUCUCUUUAUAACCAAAACUAUGGCUACUUCCCCAACACUUUGAAACGAACAGACCUUUUUUCGCCAGAUUACUUCACAACCAAAUCGCCCAAACCGGGAGAAUUGCAACUCACACAGCCGCCGCUUGAUCUGGACAAUUUCCCGUCCCAAUUGCUCAAACCAUCGUAUGGUCAGGCCAUUGCCCGUUAUUUGCUCGUUAACUACAAAUUGAACCAAUACCCUUACAACGAUUUGUGUAUUUACGAGAUCGGGUCAGGGUCAAACAAUUUGAUGUCCAGUAUCCUGGAUUUCAUCCAGGAAACCCACCCAGAGGUCUACGAACGCACACGAUAUAACCUGGUUCCUGUUUCUCCAAAAUUGACAGAUAAAACAAUAACCAUUGACCCCAAACACCACGACAAAAUCCGUAUAGUCAACGAGUCUAUAUUGGGCUGGAAACGAAGGGUCAAUGAACCGUGUUUUGUUAUGGCUCUCGAGGUGUUCAAUUCUUUGGCCCACGAUGUUGUCCGGUACGAUAUUGAGUCCCACCAGCCAUACCAGGGAUAUGUCAUGAUUGAUGAGAAUAACGAGUUCAAAGAGGUGUAUUCUCCUACCCUCAGCGACUGGACUCAGCACUUUUUGCAUCUGAGAGAACAGAGCAAGUUCUCUAUCUCAACAUUGAAGAAACACCCUCUCAACCAAUCAAAGAUACUGAAACAACUGAAAGACACUUUCAAUCCGCUAAGGAACCAUCUUUCCGAUGCAGAGUACGUGCCGACGAGACUUUUGCGGCUGUUUGAAGUUUUGAAAAACUACUUCCCAAACCAUCAGCUGAUAUCCUCAGAUUUCUCCAAGUUCAAAAAGCCAGUCGCCGGCUACAACUCACCAACGGUCCAAACAAUGUACCGUGACGAACUCUUUAACACAGACACCUAUAUGGUCAAACAGGGAUAUUUUAAUAUCAUGUUCCCGCUCCAGUUCGACGUGAUGGCAGAGAUCUACCGACUAGUUGUUGGAAAACUGUGCAACACUACCUCGCAGAUCGAGUUCCUCAACGUCUGGGGCGACUCCGAGGGCGCACCGAAGGCAACACCAGACACCUACCUUAACUGCGAGUUCUUACUCAGCUGA